AUGAUUGUUAUUAUUAUUAUAGGUCCAAUAUCUUUCGGUUCGGUUGAUUUAGAACUUGAUUCAGUUAUAUUAAUCAAUGAAAAAUAUAGUGGUAGUGAACAAUCAUUUCAAAAAUGGAUCAUACGUCGUCAAGUAGAUCAACAACCUGAAAUUGUGUAUCGAUUUUCAUCAAUAUUUUCUUUACGAUCAAGACAAAUAACUUGUAUUUUAUCAAAACGUAAUCUAGGGGUGUCACUUUAA
Adineta steineri is the source of this 240-nucleotide messenger RNA. The record is from the annotation of a GenBank genome assembly. Lineage: Eukaryota; Metazoa; Rotifera; Eurotatoria; Adinetida; Adinetidae.